AUGGCCGUCGCCGAGGGGCCGACCGCAUUCGUGGAGCGCGCUGGGCGUGAACGGGAAGCGCUUGCGGCGGCCUCGUUCGACAGCGGCGCGGCGCGGCUGGCGGCGCAGCUCGCCGCGCAGCGGGAGGCGGAGGCAGCCGUGGCGCGUGAGGGUGAGCUUCAGCGUGGCGGUCAGGGUGUGAGGCGCGGCAUUCACCUCUGGCACCGAGCGCUGGUGCUCCUAGCCGAGCGGCGGCCUCAGCUGAGCCGGGUUGCGAUGCUGAUCGAACGCCAGCGCGGUGUCCGCGUCUCCGCCGCGCAAGAGGCCUACGAGAAGCUCUGCUCCACCGCAUGGCCCACGCCGGCCAAGAGCUGGGAGGCUGUCGCGAGCCAAUUCCCACCGCCAGCGCUCCUCUGGGCGGCUGAGGCCGAGAUCUGCAUGGCGUCAAACGGCCGGCUCAAGGACGCCCCGUUCCGGCCAGCGUUUGGCUCCGAGUCACCGCGGCCUGGCUGCCGCGAUUUGUCAUUCGUGUUUCAGCCUGGCCUCGUGAUUCGGAGGAGGUAA
This is a messenger RNA of Emiliania huxleyi CCMP1516, 543 nucleotides long. RefSeq lists its product as hypothetical. The transcript is spliced from 2 exons. Bases 1 to 543 code for a protein of 180 amino acids. NCBI's taxonomy places the organism in Eukaryota, Haptophyta, Isochrysidales, Noelaerhabdaceae. The record is from RefSeq and is a predicted model, not a curated record.